UGGGGUGCGGUGGGCACCGGUGGCCCCCGGGGGUCAGGGGGAGGCCCUUCGUCCGCCGCGGUCGGUGCUCGUCGCGCCGGGGCGUCUCCUGCCAGGCCGGCUUGGAAAGGCGGUGCCUCCCCACGCGCGUCCCUGCGCGUCCCCGGCCGCGAGCCCUGGGCGGGCGCGGUCGGAGCGCCGUCGGAGCGUCAUCGGAGCGUCGGGACCCACGGCGGGUCGGGGAGCGUCCGGCGAGUGUCCGCGGCGUGACCCGGUUGCAGGGCCUGUGUCGCCCCUCCACCCUAGCUCCACCCAGCUCGCCUCUGCCUUUAUCGAGAGGGUUUUUCCGAGGCUCCUCCAUUAACGAGAACCCCCAAACAACUUUGACAGUAGCUGGCGGGGUGGGCACCGCGUUGGCUCAAGGCCUUGUCUCUGACGUGGACCCACGUCUGCCCCUUGGAACAACAGCCCACUCACGAUUUCUGGGUCUCAGGCUUUUCAUCUGAAAAUGAGGGAAUGGAAAGAAGUGAGCUUUUCUGCCCUAGCCCGGUGGCUUUUUGCUGUCAUCAAAACAAUUUGAUGCUGAGUGGGAGCUACAGGAUGAUGAUGAAGGUGCCCCUUCCUCCUGCAGUCCACAGAUCCUGGUUCCACACAAAUAAGCCUGCUCGUGUGAGAUAAGAAAGGCGUUCCCAGAAGCAGAAAUUCAUUCCUAGUGUAAAAGGCCUCACACCAGAGCUUCGGGGCAGAAGCAGAGGCUGCAGGACAGAACAAAUCUCAGACUUGCUACUCAUCGUGCAGCAGAAAUGACCAUGUUACAGGGGUCAUUCUCAUUUGAAGAUUUAUCUGUGGACUUCACCCAGAAGGAAUGGCAACUACUGGCCCCUUAUCAGAAGGACUUAUACAAGGAUGUCAUGUUGGAGAACUAUAGCAGCCUCGUGUCACUAGGGUAUGAAGUUAUGAAACCUGGUGUCAUCCUCAAGUUGGAGCACGGAGAAGAGCCGUGGACAGGAGAUGGAGAAAUUCCAGGUUCAGACUCUCCAGAACAAGCCUUGCAAGUAAAUGGUCACAUCACUUGGCACAAGGAUAACCAAGAGAAGCUUAAAAAUAUGAAACAAGAUCAAGAAUGUGAUGCACUUGGAAAAAAUUUCAAUCUGAGCAUGAACUUUGUUCCUUUAAGGAAAUCAAACAGUGAAGGUGACAUAGGUGGAUUAAUUUUAAAACAUCAUAUAGAUUUACUUAUUCCAAAAGCAGAUUAUGGAAAAACAGAACCAGCUGACUUAAAUGUAUUUGAUAAAUUGUUUCUCCAUACCAAGACUGAGGAAACUGAUACUUGGUUAAAAUACUAUGAAUGUGAUAAGUAUGAUAAAGCUAGCUGUAAGAAGUCACAGAUUAUCAUAUAUCACAGAACCCGUUUAGGGGAGAAGCUCUAUGAAUGCAGUGAAUGUAGGAAACGCUUCAGUAAGAAAUCAAGUCUCAUUAAACAUCAGAGCAGACACGUAAGAGAAAUAGCCUACGGCUGUGGUAAAUGUGGCAGAACCUUUCCCCAGAAGUCACAGUUUAUUACACAUCACAGAACGCACACAGGAGAGAAGCCUUACAGUUGUAGCCAGUGUGGGAAAGCCUUCUCCCAGAAGUCACAGCUGACAUCCCAUCAGAGGACACAUACAGGAGAGAAACCCUAUGAAUGUGGUGAGUGUGGGAAAGCCUUCUCCCGGAAGUCACACCUCAUAUCACACUGGAGGACACACACUGGAGAGAAGCCCUAUGGAUGCACUGAAUGUGGGAGAGCCUUUAGUGAAAAGUCAAAUCUCAUCAAUCAUCAGAGGACUCACACAGGAGAGAAACCUUUUGAAUGCAGAGAAUGUGGGAAAGCCUUCAGCAGGAAAUCACAGCUCGUCACACAUCACAGGACCCACACAGGAACAAAACCCUAUGGAUGUAGUGAUUGUAGAAAAGCCUUCUUUGAGAAAUCAGAGCUCAUUAGACAUCAGACAAUUCAUACUGGAGAGAAACCCUAUGAAUGCAGUGAGUGUCAGAAAGCCUUCAGAGAGAGGUCCAGUCUUAUUAACCAUCAGAGAACCCAUACAGGAGAGAAGCCUCAUGGGUGUGUCCAGUGUGGGAAAGCUUUCUCCCAGAAGUCACACCUCUUAUCACAUCAGAUGACACACACCGGAGAGAAACCCUUUGUAUGCACUAAAUGUGGGAAGGCCUUCAGUAGGAAAUCCCAGCUUGUCAGACAUCAGAGAACUCACACAGGUGAAAAACCCUAUGAAUGCAGUGAAUGUGGGAAGGCUUUCAGUGAAAAACUAAGCCUCACUAAUCAUCAGAGAAUUCAUACAGGAGAGAAACCCUAUGUGUGCAGUGAGUGUGGGAGAGCCUUUUGUCAGAAGUCACAUCUCAUUUCACAUCAGAGGACUCACACAGGAGAGAAACCCUAUGAAUGCAGUGAGUGUGGGAGAGCCUUUGGCGAGAAGUCAAGUCUGGCAACUCAUCAUAGAACGCACACAGGAGAAAAACCUUAUGAAUGCAGGGAUUGUGAAAAAGCCUUCUCCCAGAAGUCACAGCUCAACAUUCACCAGAGAAUUCACACAGGAGAGAAACCUUAUGGAUGCACUCUUUGUCAGAAAGCUUUCUUUGAGAAAUCAGAACUAAUUAGACAUCAGAGAACUCAUACAGGAGAAAAACCUUAUGAGUGCAGUGAAUGUAGGAAAGCCUUCAGGGAGAGGUCAAGUCUCAUCAAUCAUCAGAGGACACAUACAGGAGAGAAGCCCUUUGAGUGCAGCGACUGUGGCAAAGCCUUCUCUCGGAAGUCGCACCUCAUACCACAUCAGAGAACCCACACAGGAGAGAAACCCUAUGGAUGCAGUGAAUGUAGGAAGGCCUUCUCUCAGAAGUCACAGCUUGUUAAUCAUCAGAGAAUUCAUACUGGAGAGAAACCUUAUCAGUGCAGUGAAUGUGGGAAAGCCUUCUCCCAAAAGUCACAGCUCAUUAAUCAUCGGAGAACUCAUACAGUAAAGAAGUCCUAGGAAUGGCAUUAACACUAGUCUUUGACAGAGAUCUUAACCGCAUUGUACUUCAGAAGAUGUAGUUAUGGUAAAUCUUCCAGGUAAGAGUCGCAUCACGUUACAUGUCUGAGUCCCUGUUUAGGGUAAGAACUCUUAAGUGAGGUUCAGCAGAUUAAUGUGUUUAUUAUUACAUGUUAAAAUGCAUAGAGGUGAAUGACGCUAUGAAAUGCAGUGGAUUUCAAAAACCUUUCAAAUCAUACUCAAACCUUACACAGCAGAGAACUAACAGCAAAGAAGAAUGCUGUGAAUAUCAGGAAGUCUUCCAGAGAUCAGAUCUCAUUAGCUGUCAGAAACUUUCCCACUGGGAAUGAAUCCUAGUCCAGUGAGUUAAGGAAAAACUUCAUGAACACAGCAAGUGAGAUAAUAUUUUCAUCAAGAAAUGAAGCUCAUUGUACACAAAAAGAUGCCCUCAGGAAUGAAAAUCGAUGAAAAUACUAAAUAUGGGACGAUCUUCAGCAAGUAACCCCACCAUAUUGUAUUCUGUGGGUAAACCUAACAAUUUGAAAACAUUAGGAAUAUGUGCCCCUAGAAAUAAUGCUAUAAUGGAAAGCCAUGCAUUCUUUAUAGACAUGGGUACCAAAAAUACCCAAUUCUAAAUGAUAUUUAGGCAGAAGUAUGAAGUUUUUAAAAAUAUGUGACUAAAUUGAGUCACUGGAAUAUCUAAAUGAGAAAUUUCUCAGUGGUAUGUAAUUGUGGCUUAUUUUCCUGUGUCACAUAACGUGUUUUGCAUUUAGGAAUUGCAUAUGGUAAUGUAAUUGGGAGCAUGAGAUGCACAUGCCUUGUAGUGCCUCUGAUGUCUGUCAAGACACAUCACAUGCCACUGGUUUUUCUAUUUUAAUGUUACUAUAAAAAUGGUAACUCAUACAUGUCUUGUUGCUCAGUAAGUAGCAUGGGUAAUAUCACCACAUUUCCUUUUCCUUAUGAUUUGUUGGUUUAUAAAAGGGUCUAUUGUUGUCACUGACCUUUCUCUUUAGUAACAAAAGCCAACAUUAUAUAAAGUCUUUUGCAUCCCCAGAGUCUGAGAAGCAGUUUAUAUAAAACCUGGUUAACAAGUAUUCAAGGGCAGAACCGCAGAACAGCACAAGUGACUCAUGAGCAGAGGAGAGGAGGUGUGUGGACUGCGGCUCUGCGCUCACCCUAAACGGUGGGACCCUCUCCUCACGGAGUGCGGUGCCCCCUGGUAUCGUAAGUGCCAUGUCACCCAAGUACAACUUGUAUUUUAACUUACUGUGAUGAAAUAGCAUGGAUACUGUGUGCUGCCAUUAUGUUUUUCGUGUUCCGUAAGAUAUCUUGUAAAAAAAUUAGAUGCAGAAACCAGUUAUUUGAGAAUUUUGUGGUGAGAAGUAUAUUUUUGACGUAUUCAAGGAAGCCUAUUUUGCCUUCCUGCAGAUUUCUGUGAUUAGUGGACAAGUAUUAGGAAACAGGUUUUUUAUUAUUUCAUCAUUUGAAAUAUUUGUGUUUCACCGGCCUUUCACCUGUUACAUCAUGCACAUGGGAAAGUUACCAUUGCAUAAGUGUGGUUCCUUUUGAAAAUGCAUGAACUAUUCCUGAGCUUAUUUAGAAUUUUGUAGUAAUCUCCCUAUAAUGUUGCUUGACAAAGUCAACUGUAUUUUUUGUGUGAUGGUGAAAUUCAGAAAAGUCCAGGAUUGGCCUUGUUUCCAAACUUGGGAAAAUCAGGCCUUCUCUCAUGCAUAAGUUGUUUUAUCAGUGUGGUGUAUGGUACCUUUGAUUCUAGCAGUAUUUUUCCCUCUAAUUACCAAUUUUACAUCACGGUUGGAAAAUUGGGACUUUUUUUUUUUUUUUUUUUUUUGUGGUACGCGGGCCUCUCACUGUUGCGACCUCUCCCGUUGUGGAGCACAGGCUCCGGUCGCACAGGCUCAGCAGCCAUGGCUCACGGACCCAGCCACUCCACGGCAUGUGGGAUCUUCCCGGACCGGGGCAUGAACCCGUGUCCCCUGCAUCGGCAGGCGGACUCUCAACCACUGCGCCACCAGGAAGCCCGAAAAUUGGGACUUUUAAUAAAUGAUAAUAAUUUUGUGAACCAUUGUUCCAGAAUUUCAACAGCCAGAUAAUCCUUUUUUUCCAUGUGGUAAUUUUUAAAAGUCCCAUUUCCCAAAUUUUUAUUCAUACUCAAAUUUAUGGACUUCCUACUUUUCUUCCUAAUACCUGAAGGUCAUUUUACCAGGUGAGGGAACAAGUAGUUACAGUGUGGUGUUUUACUUUGUGGUGUUUUUCCAUUUUUUCCUUUCCAUCUAUCCUGGGUCUCUUUCCUCAGCCUAGAGGUUGAUUCGUUAGGUCUUGGAUUGAGCUCGGGAGUCUGUUGUCUAAAAACUUUCUAAUUUUGCUCACUCCUAUUCUAGAUUAUUCUGUUAACUAUUAAGUACUUAAGCUUAGAACUUCCUUUACGAGUUGAUGGAACUUCAGCACUAGCCUCUUGAUUGAAUCCCAAGAGCAAAUGUGUUUUCUAAGGGUCUGGUGUUAGUCAUCAGGAGGGCUGAUGCUGGCAGCAGAGGUUUUGUUUAUCAAAGUACCUGAGGUGGAGACCCAGGUGUGUUGUGUAGAAUUCACUGGGAGCUCUCUCUUCUGAAGGGUCACAAGAGGGCUCUGAUUCUGAAAUUGGAGAUUCUUAGUGUCGUGUUUUAAAAUUACCUUGGUAAACCACAAAAGAAUGUGUCUCCACAUUUCCCCUCAUUGAUCCUACCACAAACCCCACAUCAAGAAGAAAACCACUUUUAAAGUUAGACUGGAUUUACUUGCAGUUUCAUGAAGCACAAUAAAUUACAGUGAGAUUGAAUACAUGAGGAGGAGCAUCUCCUUUCCUUUCCUGUUUCACCACCCAGUUCCCUCCGCUGGCCUGGGGACGAUCCUGCAGAGCACAAUUUCUGUUGUAUCCCUUUUACUAAGUAGUGGAUCUUCUGGAGGUCCCGUCUGUGAAUUUUGAGACCUGUCUCAGGACUGCCUUGUGUUCAGCCUUUCUUUGUGGGCUUUGAUAUCUUCUGACAGUUAUCUGUAUGGGUCCAUGUGUUCCUGACAUUUUGGUUUCAAGAACAUCACUUGUAGAGCCCCGAAAUAAAAUGAACCUAAAGAAUACCAGAUUUAUCUACCAAUACCUGUAUUACAUAGAAUAUACAUGCAUAGAUAUUUGGAUUCUACACUUGGGACCUCAGUCAUUUGGUCAUUUAUUCCAGCAAUACGUGCCCAGGAUGUCAAUUUCAAUGAGUUUGUUAGUCUACAAACAUGGUACUGACAAGCUUUCAGAUGUUGAGCACCUGGUCCUGGCCCACAUGCUGAUAAGCUAACUCAGCCAUGACCCUUGCGGCUGUAUUUGCAUAUUUUUGGCCCCUUUACUUUCAUCCUUUUUUAGUCCAUUUUUUGCACUUAUACAUAGUAGUUAUUUUAAGAUGCAAUUCUGAUUAUGUACUCCUGUGCUGAUGUAUCGUGUCGCUAAUUGUGGACUUAAGGUGUAAUAUGCUGUGGUACAUGAGGACUUUUACACAUCAUUUCUGAAUACUUUAUCUUUCCUCUUACACAGUAGUUUUUUGGCUUUCUUGAACUACUCGCAGUUCCUUGAGAUUUCUACAAUCUCAUUGUAUGCUUUUUGCAAAUCUACUGCCAGCGAAAUGCCCUUUGUUACUUGUUAACGCCUCUUCAGCAUAUGUGAACCUGUACAUGUAUUUGUCACUGGUGGUAUUUUCAUUGCAUGUUUUAUCUUUCCCAUUAGAAAGCUUCUGGAAAGCUGGGACUAUCUUGUUUGUCUGUAUAAUUUUAGCAACUGAAGCUUUAGUACAUAAAUGUGGGUGGUGUCAGUGGCUGUGUUUUCUACCACAUGGGGAAGUGUAGUCUGCAAUGAGAGAGAAGAGUGAAGCCACCAUGGAAGCAAAGUCAUGAGCACCCUGGCUGCGCCCCAGAAUCUGGUUCUUGUCUUGAUGUCUGGGUUCAUCUCUGCCCUUUUUCCUGCCUUGGUUGUUGGAUUGUUCUGUGAGAUAUCCCAAACAUCCUUCUAAUAAAUCCCCAUGUUUGCUUCA
Messenger RNA from Mesoplodon densirostris (Blainville's beaked whale), 7069 nucleotides. It is a transcript of the gene ZNF84, whose product is annotated as zinc finger protein 84. Gene Ontology annotation, molecular function: DNA-binding transcription factor activity, RNA polymerase II-specific; RNA polymerase II transcription regulatory region sequence-specific DNA binding. Lineage: Eukaryota; Metazoa; Chordata; Mammalia; Artiodactyla; Ziphiidae. Bases 783 to 3005 code for a protein of 740 amino acids. Gene Ontology annotation, cellular component: nucleus. The record is from RefSeq and is a predicted model, not a curated record. Gene Ontology annotation, biological process: regulation of transcription by RNA polymerase II. The transcript has 6 exons.